Molecule: messenger RNA, 3597 nt
Organism: Haliotis rufescens (red abalone)
Lineage: Eukaryota; Metazoa; Mollusca; Gastropoda; Lepetellida; Haliotidae
Product: jmjC domain-containing protein 8-like
Exons: 9
Coding region: 72-866 (264 amino acids)
Cellular component (GO): cytoplasm
Source: RefSeq, a predicted model, not a curated record
ACGGAAAUACACGUGUAGCGCGAGCAGACAGCAUCUGUGACCGGUACAGUUGCUCGAUUUGAUGAUCAAGCAUGCGAAUAUUACUCCUAUUAAAUUUGUGGACAAUCGGCUUAUGUUUACAAGAGCCCGAGGAUGAUGGUGGAUGGACUACCGAGCAGCAUCUCCUGUUGGCCCACCCAGGCCCGUGUAGUAUCGAGGUCCGUGAGGCCGACUCUCUGUCGCAGAAGGAGUUUCUAGAGAAGUAUGCUUUUACUCAGCCGGUUGUGAUACGACAUGCUACCGAUAAUACAAAAUUUCAAGAUGCCUGCAGAAAAGAUUUCAUGUUAUCAGAGCAUGGAAUAAAGAAGAUACGCCUGAGUUCAGCAAACACCUACUCCUAUAAUAAAGUGGAUGUGAGUCUACAUAAGUAUGUUCAUGAGGUCAUGAAACCACAGACACUUGACAUGCUGGGGAAUGAAACGUUCUACUGGUUCGGGGACAACAACCACACAGAGUGGGAGGCCCUGUUCAGCCUUUACAAGCCUCCACCCUACAGGCUGCCCAAGAUGUCUGCAGUCUACAGCUUCGGUCUGGCCGGUGCUGGAACUGGGGUGCCCUUCCAUUUCCAUGGGCCUGGAUUUGGAGAAGUUGUGUUUGGACGGAAGAGGUGGUUCAUGUACCCCCCAGAUGAGACCCCUGACUUCCACCCCAACCGGACCACCCUCCAUUGGCUGAUUGAGGACUACCCACUUUUGGAUCAUAUGAACAAACCUCUGGAAUGUACCAUUUCUAAAGGGGAGCUGAUCUACUUCCCCGACCGCUGGUGGCACGGGACCCUCAACAUCGACACCAGCGUCUUCAUCUCCACCUUCCUCGCACCAGCAUAGGUGGCAGACCUUGUCAGGGUUAGUCUCAAGGGAAAGUGUUUUAACUGAGCUCUUCAGUUGGUCAGACAUUUUACAGAUUUACAAUUUUUGCCAAUAUAUUUUAUUUAUGAUGAUUUACCUCAUGAAGAUACAAACACCUGUCAUAAUAUGUCUAUUUUUAAUUAUUUUCAAAUUUGAAUAUAUGCAUCUUAGAUGGAUAUAAUUUGUCCAUGAAUAUGUAUAAGUAGAGAUUAUUAGCCAUGUGUAUUUCUGUAUCGUAUAUCAUAUAUCAGGUUAAGAAAUUGUGUCAGGCAAGUCUUUGGCAAGUUUCAUAUAUAUUUGUUAUUUCUAACAUAUGAUAUUUACAAUUAACACAGAAAUAUUCAAGGGUGAUAAUCUCUUUAUCAUAAAAUGUCAUUCUUAAAAUAUUCAAUGUUUAACAUGUGUUUAAGACAUAAUAUCUAUUACAGUGAAUAACUUUAGAAACCACAUAUGAUUUAGUGCCAAAUAAUUUGAAGCCAUUUUGUGAACAGAAGUAUGCAAGCAUCGAAAAAAAACCUGUCUAAAAUCAGUGGGAAAGUUUGGCAAUAAUUUAUUGAGCAAGUAGACAUUGUCUUGGUGCAUGGAGCCUAAAACAGAGUAAAACACUGCAGGGAUAACAAAUUUUAUGAGGGACACAGCCCCGAGUGGUUUAUUCUCCCUGCAGUGUUUUAUUGUAUGAAAAACAACGACCAUGCGCCGUUUAUUUCUUAUAUGAAUUAUCAAUAUUAUGUACAGCCUCUUUAAGGGUGUUAAUAAAAUGUACAAGCUUUAAAAAUAUUUACCCGUAUUUAAAUAAUGAUGACUUCCUGAAUAGAAUCCCACCUCGGCAAUGUCGGACAAGUCCAUUUUAUGAACAGGGGGUUAAAUUUGGUCUUUUUCACAUAUUCUCUCAAUUUGCACAUCAGUUAUGUGUACCUUUUCUCCCAACACCAAUUGUCAUAUCUCUCCCACUUUUUGAUGCGAUCUUUUGGCCAUUGCAUUUAUCUACGUUGCCCAGCUACACCUAUGGGGAACAACUCACGAGACACUUCCCUCUCAAAAAUAAUGUUGUCAAAUUUACUACGUCAUCAAGUUGCGAGCGCAUGUUUGAAUCUCCAGAAAUGUCGUCAUGAAAGAACAAUGUAAUAUCAUGAAAUAAACCGCACUUCGUUCUUCAUUGCCAUUUAUCGCGUAGCUAUCUUAUAUAUGAUAAUAAGGAUUCCUUAGUUAGAAAAUGUUGUUUUAUGCCACACUCAGCAACAUUCCAGCAAUAUCACAGCAACCUGUAAGUAAACAAGUCUUUCCCAGGGAAACCAGUGGUUGAUAGCAUGAGCAAUGAUCUGUGAUGUUGGGGUAUGAUGACCAGGGAGUGAGAGGCUGACAGUCAUCCCCAAGACUUCAGGAAGUGUCAGUAAAAAUUCCCAAAUUGGAAUUAAUAACUUCCUAAUUAUGUUAAUAUUCAUUAUGGCUUUGUAGAGGUAGAACUGUAUUUAACUGGACCAAUAAAGAGGGAGAGGCUUAAUGCUUAGUUUUACAUUAUUGCACAGAAUGCAGUGUUAAUUUAGCUCUGAAUUCAGGAUUAUAACAAGUUUGAAAAAUCCAAAAUUUGAAUUCUUUCCCAAUUUACUUGUCAACUCAAUUUGGAAUCCUAGGUAAAUCCCUCGACGACAUAAAAUCAGCCUAAGUCGCACAUUAUGGCCACCUAGUUGUUUUGGUAGGCAUUUCAAAGAACAUUCGGUAUGUGUGACCAUUGUGCCUCUAUAAUGAGGAUUUUGUCAUAUGUAAAUAUUUCUUAUCAAAGACCUAUCUAUAUGUGUUAAUCUUUUGUAUAAUACAUGAUCUUUUGUGUGAAAUUAAUAAUACAUCAUUCAGGCAAUGUUUUCAGUACAUUAUUAACUGAUAUAAUUGAAAUAUGCAUCAAAUACAAAUAUGUACCUAUCAUACUACAUGAAAAAUUAUCAUACCUUUCAUUAAAAUACUAGCUUCUGAUUGGUUGAGGAGCGGGCAAUUAUUUUUCCAUGUAGCCCGCUCACAGGUGGGGUAAAAAAUUCAUGGAGCCCGCCGAGAAAUCAAUCAGAACACAUCUUAGGUAACUUACUUAUCUCGCAUAAUUAUCGUUGAGUUUCUGAAAGUGAUUUGGUAAAGGGAAGUAACUUGGUUCGUUUGUGUUGUGUUGUUUGUUUCUCAAAACAAGAAGUGGAACAAGUUUUGCUGACUUGCUGAAACUGCGGAUGCAUAUUCUGUACCUGUAUGAAUAAAUGUCGGUAAGAUAAAUUUGUUGUCAAACGAUCCUUCGGGGCAUAUGUUGUGAUGGAUUCUUGCCUGGCAGCUUGGGGCACAUAGGCUCACACACAGGGCACAUGACAUGUCAUCUUCCAUCCUUGUAUGAAAAAUCUUUGUGGAGACUGUUUAAAUGCUGGAACUGCCAUAAGGACAAUGAAUAUCUUAUUGUGCCGUUGUCUACUCAGAAGUAUGUGGGUACCUGGUAGGUUAUGUCAAUGCUGUUGAGGUAUGUCCGUCCAAGUGAGUAUGUACGACAUGGUAUCCUACACUGGGAUGUUAAGAAUAUAGAAUAGCACUAUGAAACAGCAGCCUGGGCAGGUACUUCAAUACUUCUUGUAGAGAAGUGUUAUCUACAAAUGUCCCACAGCUCCUAUGUGACAAUAUACUUUUCCAUAUUCAGUCAUUUUUUGCAGAUACACGUUGGAUGCAAUAACAAAUAUAUAUAUAU